Zasmidium cellare ATCC 36951 is the source of this 888-nucleotide messenger RNA. RefSeq lists its product as uncharacterized. The transcript has a single exon. The record is from RefSeq and is a predicted model, not a curated record. Lineage: Eukaryota; Fungi; Ascomycota; Dothideomycetes; Mycosphaerellales; Mycosphaerellaceae. The coding region runs from base 1 to 888 and encodes 295 amino acids. Gene Ontology annotation, biological process: rRNA processing. Gene Ontology annotation, cellular component: nucleolus; small-subunit processome; Mpp10 complex. Gene Ontology annotation, molecular function: snoRNA binding; rRNA primary transcript binding.
AUGAUCCGACGACAGGCCCGCCAGCGGAGAGAUUAUCUCUACCGUCGCGCGCUCACUCUACGCGACGCUGAAAUCGCCGAAAAACGUGCAAAACUCAAGUCGUCCCUGGCCUCUGGCAAGCCGCUCGAUCCUAGCAUCGCAAACGACAAGCAGCUUCGGCAGGACUACAAGUAUGACGAGUCGAGGGCGGAUCGAACCAACGAGGAAGAGCUGGAGUUGGACGACGAGUACAGCUACUUGUCAGGCGUGGUAGACCCACGAGUUCUUGUCACGACCUCUCGCGACCCCAGCAGCCGACUGGCCUCGUUCGCAAAAGAGAUUCGACUUCUACUCCCGACCAGUAUCCGACUCAACCGGGGAAACCUCAUCUUACCGAACCUUACCUCCAGUGCCAAAUCCAGCGGCCUCUCAGAUCUGAUAUUGCUGCACGAGCAUCGAGGCACACCAACCGCCAUGACCGUAUCCCACUUCCCCCAUGGCCCUACGGCUUCAUUCAGUCUUCACAACGUCGUUCUUCGACACGAUAUCCCGAACGCAUCUCGUGGUACCGUCAGCGAGAGCUAUCCGCAUCUGAUUUUCGAGGGCUUUCAGACAGCAUUGGGGAAGCGAGUGGUCAAGAUUUUGCAGCAUCUGUUCCCACCACGGGAAGGAGGAGCGAAGUUGGGCUCAAGAGUGGUCACAUUCAAGAACAUCGAGGACAGCAUCGAGGUACGGCAUCAUGUGUUUGUCAAGACAGGAUAUCAGAGUGUGGAGUUGGCAGAGGUUGGGCCUCGCAUGACGAUGCGCCUGUUCGAGAUCAGGCAAGGCACGGCCGAGAAUAAGGAUGGAGAUGUCGAGUGGCACAUGAAUCAAUACAUGAGGACUGCGAAGAAGAAGGAUUACUUGUAA